AUGAACUUCAGAGGAAAUCGCAGUUGGACUAAGUUCAUCUGCGAUUUUAGUCAAAUACCUGCUGCUCAUAAAACGAAGAAGGGAACAAGAACCUCUAAGGGUAGCCACCCACGACUACCCACCGUCACAAAUGCUGUGGAGUUCCGGUCAUCACCGCCACCACCAAGCUGUUGUUCCGCCGGAGCUACCGUCGACCGCCAUUACAUCCCACCACCAUCACAGUCUGCCACCAUCGCCUUGCUGCCAUUGGUAAGUCUGUUCAAGUUUCUUUUGGGUUUAAAUUCGUCCCAUCGGAUACCUGCAUCUGGAUUCGUGGGCGGUGAUAAAUGGUGGUGGGGACUUCCCACCACAGCAACGACGACGAGUAGUGGUUGCACAAUAGCUUCGUUGCUUCCGUCUUCCCAAUACAAGGGUGAUCGAAGAGGAAAAAAGGAGCAAGGAUUGGGGUUUGUUUGGGAUUUCUCAAAUCAACAGAAAAGAAAAAGAGAUGGGGUGAGGUUGGAAUGGUUCUAUGGUGGGCGGAUAUGUAGCGGUUCACGGUGGAGUUUGGUGGUCGAAUAG
Lactuca saligna is the source of this 561-nucleotide messenger RNA. NCBI's taxonomy places the organism in Eukaryota, Viridiplantae, Streptophyta, Magnoliopsida, Asterales, Asteraceae. The record is from the annotation of a GenBank genome assembly.